AUGUUUUUACAAUUUUUGUUGCUAUGCAUCUGUUUAUCAGUUGCUACUGCAAAGGUAGUUACAGGCAUUUUCCAUAGUUUUGAUUCGUUGACUUGGACCAAUGCUGCUUCUUAUCCGUAUAGAGGUCCAUCAACUCCUACUUGGAAUGCUGUUAUCGGUUGGACUUUGGAUGGAGCUGUUGCUAGUCCUGGUGACACAUUCACAUUGAACAUGCCUUGUGUUUUCAAAUUUAUUACUGAUCAAACUUCAGUUGAUUUAGUUGCUGAUGGUCGUACUUAUGCUACAUGUGAUUUAUAUUCUGGAGAAGAGUUUACUACUUUUUCAAGUUUGAAAUGUACUGUUAGUAAUGCAUUGAAUUCUCAAACUAAGGCCCUAGGAACAGUAACUUUACCAUUGUCCUUCAAUAUUGGUGGAUCAGGUUCAGAUGUUGAUAUUACAAGUUCCCAAUGUUUUAAAGAAGGAACAAACACUGUUACAUUUAACGAUGGUGACACUACAUUUUCUACAACUGCUAAUUUCCAAAGAUCAGAUGUGAAUGCAAAUGAUCGUAUCUUACUUUCAAGAAUUUUACCCAGUCUUGCAAAAUCAGUAACUAUUUUUAUCCCUCCAAGAUGUGCAAGUGGUUAUUCUUCGGGUACAAUGGGGUUUUCAACUGCUGGUACUGAUGCCAUUAUUGAUUGUUCUACUGUUCAUGUGGGGAUAUCAAAUGGUUUGAAUGAUUGGAAUUAUCCAAUAGAGCUGAAGUCGUUUUCUUAUACAACAAGUUGUUCAUCAAAGGGUGUUCUGGUUACCUAUCAGAAUGUUCCUGCUGGAUAUCGUCCAUUUGUUGAUGCUUAUAUUUCUGCGCUCACCUCAUAUACUAUGCAAUACACAAAUCAGUAUACUUGCGUUGGUGCUCGCCCUGUUGAUGCUUCUUUUAGUUAUAAUUGGCUUGGCUAUGAUAAUGCCGAGGCUGGUUCUAGAGGUAUUACCAUUGUCGUAACAACAAGCACAGUUACAGAUAGUACUACUGCUGUAACUACUUUACCAUUCAAUUCCGAUGUUGACAGAACCAAAACAAUUGCUGUUUUACAACCCAUUCCAACAACCACCAUCACAACAUCAUAUGUUGGUGUGACUACUUCCUACAGAACCCAAACUGUACCAAUUGGACAAACUGCUACUGUUAUUGUUGAUGUUCCGUAUCACACUACCACAACUGUUACUAGUGAAUGGACAGGAACAAUCACUACUACUACAACACAAACUAAUCCAACAGGUUCAAUCGAUACAGUUGUUGUACAAGUUCCACUGCCAAACCCAACAGUCUCCACUACUGAAUAUUGGUCGCAAUCCUAUGGAACAACUACCACAGUCACCGGCCCUCCAGGUGCUACUGAUACGAUUAUCAUUAGGGAACCACCAAACCCAACUGUCACCACAACCGAGUACUGGUCUCAAUCCUUUGUCACGACCACCACUGUUACUGCCCCUCCAGGUGGUACAGACACUGUGAUAAUUAGAGAACCACCAAACCCAACUGUGACAACAACCGAGUACUGGUCUCAAUCCUUUGUCACGACCACCACUGUUACUGCCCCUCCAGGUGGCACUGACACUGUGAUAAUUAGAGAACCACCAAACCCAACUGCUACGACAACCGAGUACUGGUCACAGUCAUAUGCUUCAACCACCACUGUUACUGCCCCUCCAGGUGGCACUGAUACUGUUAUCAUUAGGGAACCACCUAAUUACACGGUUACAACCACUGAAUACUGGUCACAAUCGUUUGCUUCGACUACUACUAUUACUGGUCCACCAGGUGGUACAGAUACUGUUAUCAUUAGGGAACCACCUAAUUACACGGUUACAACCACUGAAUACUGGUCACAAUCGUUUGCUUCGACUACUACUAUUACUGGUCCACCAGGUGGUACAGAUACUGUUAUCAUUAGGGAACCACCUAAUUACACGGUUACAACCACUGAAUACUGGUCACAAUCGUUUGCUACUACCACCACUGUUACUGCUCCUCCAGGUGGUACAGAUACUGUGAUUAUCAGAGAGCCACCUAAUUACACAGUUACUACUACUGAAUACUGGUCACAGUCAUAUGCUUCAACAACGACUGUUACUGCCCCACCAGGUGGCACUGACACUGUGAUUAUUAGAGAACCACCUAAUUACACAGUAACUACAACUGAAUACUGGUCACAGUCUUAUGCAACUACGACCACUGUUACCGCCCCUCCAGGUGGUACUGACACUGUGAUCAUUAGGGAGCCACCUAAUUACACAGUAACUACAACUGAAUACUGGUCGCAAUCGUUUGCUACUACCACCACUGUUACCGCCCCUCCAGGUGGCACUGAUACUGUUAUCAUUAGGGAACCACCUAAUUACACGGUUACAACCACUGAAUACUGGUCACAAUCGUUUGCUACUACCACCACUGUUACUGCCCCUCCAGGUGGUACAGACACUGUGAUAAUUAGAGAACCUCCAAACCCAACUGUGACAACAACCGAGUACUGGUCUCAAUCCUAUGCUACAACCACGACUGCUACAGCACCACCGGGUGGUACCGACACUGUGAUUAUUAGAGAACCACCUAAUUACACAGUAACUACAACUGAAUACUGGUCACAGUCUUAUGCAACUACGACCACUGUUACCGCCCCUCCAGGUGGCACUGAUACUGUUAUCAUUAGGGAACCACCUAAUUACACGGUUACAACCACUGAAUACUGGUCACAAUCGUUUGCUACUACGACCACUGUUACCGCUCCUCCAGGUGGUACAGACACUGUGAUAAUUAGAGAACCACCAAACCCAACUGCUACGACAACCGAGUACUGGUCACAGUCAUAUGCUUCAACCACCACUGUUACUGCCCCUCCAGGUGGAACCGAUAUUGUCCUUAUUGGAGAACCUCCAAACCCAACUGUGACAACAACCGAGUACUGGUCUCAAUCCUAUGCUACAACCACGACUGCUACAGCACCACCGGGUGGUACCGACACUGUGAUUAUUAGAGAGCCACCUAAUUACACGGUUACAACCACUGAAUACUGGUCACAAUCGUUUGCUUCGACUACUACUAUUACUGGUCCACCAGGUGGUACAGAUACUGUUAUCAUUAGGGAACCACCUAAUUACACAGUAACUACAACUGAAUACUGGUCACAGUCUUAUGCAACUACGACCACUGUUACUGCCCCUCCAGGUGGCACUGAUACUGUUAUCAUUAGGGAACCACCUAAUUACACGGUUACAACCACUGAAUACUGGUCACAAUCGUUUGCUUCGACUACUACUAUUACUGGUCCACCAGGUGGUACAGAUACUGUUAUCAUUAGGGAACCACCUAAUUACACGGUUACAACCACUGAAUACUGGUCACAAUCGUUUGCUACUACCACCACUGUUACUGCUCCUCCAGGUGGUACAGAUACUGUGAUUAUCAGAGAGCCACCUAAUUACACAGUUACUACUACUGAAUACUGGUCACAGUCAUAUGCUUCAACAACGACUGUUACUGCCCCACCAGGUGGCACUGACACUGUGAUUAUUAGAGAACCACCUAAUUACACAGUAACUACAACUGAAUACUGGUCACAGUCUUAUGCAACUACGACCACUGUUACUGCCCCUCCAGGUGGUACCGACACUGUGAUUAUUAGGGAACCUCCAAAUUACACAGUAACUACAACUGAAUACUGGUCACAGUCUUAUGCUACUACGACCACUGUUACUGCCCCUCCAGGUGGUACUGAUACUGUUAUCAUUAGGGAACCACCUAAUUACACAGUAACUACAACUGAAUACUGGUCACAGUCUUAUGCAACUACGACCACUGUUACCGCUCCUCCAGGUGGCACUGAUACUGUUAUCAUUAGGGAACCACCUAACUACACGGUUACCACAACUGAAUACUGGUCACAGUCUUAUGCAACUACGACCACUGUUACCGCUCCUCCAGGUGGCACCGACACUGUUAUCAUUAGGGAACCACCUAACUACACGGUUACCACAACUGAAUACUGGUCACAGUCUUAUGCAACUACGACCACUGUUACCGCUCCUCCAGGUGGCACCGACACUGUUAUCAUUAGGGAGCCACCUAAUUACACAGUAACUACAACUGAAUAUUGGUCACAAUCGUUUGCUACUACGACCACUGUUACUGCCCCUCCAGGUGGCACUGAUACUGUUAUCAUUAGGGAACCACCUAAUUACACAGUAACUACAACUGAAUACUGGUCACAGUCUUAUGCAACUACGACCACUGUUACUGGUCCACCAGGUGGCACUGAUACUGUUAUCAUUAGGGAACCACCUAACUACACGGUUACCACAACUAAAUACUGGUCACAGUCUUAUGCAACUACGACCACUGUUACUGGUCCACCAGGUGGUACAGAUACUGUUAUCAUUAGAGAACCACCAAACCCAACUGUUACUACCACUGAAUAUUGGUCAGAAUCCUAUGCUACCACCACCACCAUUACCGCCCCACCAGGAGGUACCAACUCAGUAAGAAUCAGAGAGCCUCCAAAUUUUACAGUCACAACCACUGAGUAUUGGUCACAAUCUUAUGCAAGUACUACAACCGUUACUGGUCCACCAGGUGGAACUGACACCGUAAUCAUCAAGGAACCUCCAAAUUACACGGUUACCACUACUGAAUACUGGUCACAGUCAUACGCAAGUACUAGCACUGUUACUGCUCCACCGGGAGGAACUGAAACUGUGAUUAUCAAGGAACCACCUAAUCCAACUAUUACUACCACUGAGUUUUGGUCACAGUCCUACGACACUACCACAACCAUUACUGCCCCACCAGGUGGCACUAAUAGUGUCAUUAUCCGAAUCCGUUCUAGUCCAAGUGAUGAAUCUAGUGAGUCCACAUUCUCAAUAUUAUCUGUUCCCUCAUUUUCAGCCUCGAUAAGUAUUGUCUCCUCGUUUUCUCGUCCACAUUAUGUAAACACUACGGUUACCAACUUACCUAGUUCCCAGUCAUCAUCAGUGAAUAUACUUUCCAGUGAUGAGAUAACGUUUACUAAUGAUGAUAGAUUCACGUCUUCGAUUGUUUUUGAAAGUGGUGAAACAAGUGUGGCAAUAUCAACAACUUUCUGUGAUGACGAACAUGGUUGCCAAUCUUCUGCUACACAAGGUUCUGUUGUAAGAACUACUGCAACAACGACGGCAACAACCACAACAGUUAUUGGUGGCAAUAAUGGCACGGAUAAACCAAAGUCUGGUGAGUUAGCUUCUACUGGUUCUGUUACAAGCAAGAUAGUAACACCGGGUGGUCCAUCACCAACUGCACCCUCGAAUCCUGGGUCUCCAAAUAAUGGUGUACCAUCACCUAAAUCACCAUCUGCAGAAACACCAGCCACCAAGAAUGUACCUGGAUCACCAGAUAUUCCAGACACUAAAUCGACUGAUAUUGCUAGGACAACGACUAUUGUGUCCCAUACGGUGACUGAGAGUGGAGCUAUUGGUGUUCUGAUAAAUCCAAAUCCUGCUUUGACAACAGGUACCCCAUUGGUAGGUAAACCUGGUUCUGUAGUUAACCCGUCACGUGAAACUGGUAUCAAUACAGGAUCAAGAAGUUCAACUAAGAUUGUUACUCCACAUGCUACUGGAACUGCCACAGCUGCUAUUCCAGAUACAGGUAAUGGUGCUACUACAAAGGGUCAUGAUACAACUGGUGGUAAUUCCCAUGGAUCUGCAGCUACCACUAAUACUCAAGGUGGAAAUAAUGAACCAGGUAAUCAAUCACCACCUAAUACAGGUGGAGCACCUGUGGGUACCAGUAGCCAAGGAGUUGACACCACAGCCUCUCAAGCGACUACAUUAAGUCAACAGACUACAAGUUCCUUAAUCACCACGCCUUUAGCUUCUACAUUUGAUGGUUCUGGUUCUAUUACUCAACAUUCAACCUGGUUGUAUGUGUUGCUUACUGCUAUUUCUUUAUUCUAUUAG
This is a messenger RNA of Candida dubliniensis CD36, 5970 nucleotides long. It is a transcript of the gene ALSD3, whose product is annotated as putative agglutinin-like protein. Gene Ontology annotation, cellular component: fungal-type cell wall. Lineage: Eukaryota; Fungi; Ascomycota; Pichiomycetes; Serinales; Debaryomycetaceae. Gene Ontology annotation, biological process: cell adhesion involved in multi-species biofilm formation; cell adhesion involved in single-species biofilm formation. The transcript has a single exon. The record is from RefSeq and is a predicted model, not a curated record. Bases 1 to 5970 code for a protein of 1989 amino acids.